AUGUCUGCUUACAACGUGGAUCCACAGAUACGUUCCCGUAGCAACAGCCCCAACAUGGCUGCCUGGAACAGCAAUGGUUCACAGAACUCCGUGGCCCACCUCGACCCCCUCAAGGGCACCGUCCUGAGGGACAGCAUGGGGGGAGGAAAGGGGGGAGAGAGGGGGAAAGACCUGUCCAGGGAUGACCUUGUGUUCCUUCUCAGUAUAAUGGAGGGAGAGCUGCAGGCCAGAGACGAGGUGAUCACGGUCCUGAAAGCAGAGAAGAUGGAUUUGGCUCUGUUGGAAGCCCAGUAUGGCUUUCUCACCCCAGUGCAAGUGCUCCGGGCCCUGCAGAGAGACUCACUCCAGGCCCAGGCUUCUGAGGCCCAGGAGGCCCCACAGCAGGAUGUCUACGAGAAAUCCAUGGCUGAGCUGGACCGGCUGGUGGAGACUGGAAAGCAGAGCUACAGGCGGAUGCUGGAUCAGCUGCUGCAGGUGGAGUGCUCCCACAGUGGUGCCCUCUGCAGGCUGGAGGAGCAGGACCAGCAGCACCGUGCCUUCCUGCAGCGCAGCGAUGACCUCACCUGUCUACUGGAGCAGGACCGCGAGAGGUCGCCAUGCUCCUUGUGGCGUUCGGCUCAGGCCACAGGACGCCAACCAAAGGGACGAUCCCAGGGAUCUGGAGCGGACCAUUCGCCACCGCUGAGGCGCAGAAACCUGACGAACCGGCUGAGGUGUGAGAGCCUGAUGAGCCUGCUAAGACCUCUCCGGUUGCCUCGGUCGAGGCACGGGAACCUGUUCACCAGCUGA
Molecule: messenger RNA, 789 nt
Organism: Salvelinus fontinalis (brook trout)
Lineage: Eukaryota; Metazoa; Chordata; Actinopteri; Salmoniformes; Salmonidae
Product: filamin A-interacting protein 1-like
Exons: 5
Coding region: 1-789 (262 amino acids)
Source: RefSeq, a predicted model, not a curated record